Messenger RNA from Lethenteron reissneri (Far Eastern brook lamprey), 2837 nucleotides. Its product is annotated as gastrula zinc finger protein XlCGF17.1-like. Gene Ontology annotation, molecular function: DNA-binding transcription factor activity, RNA polymerase II-specific; RNA polymerase II cis-regulatory region sequence-specific DNA binding. Gene Ontology annotation, biological process: regulation of transcription by RNA polymerase II. NCBI's taxonomy places the organism in Eukaryota, Metazoa, Chordata, Hyperoartia, Petromyzontiformes, Petromyzontidae. The record is from RefSeq and is a predicted model, not a curated record.
UGACGUCAUGUCACCUCGUGACGUCACGAGGGACCAGGAAGUUGCCGCUCCGCGCUCGCACUGCAAUCCGAGGCCACGCCCGCUUGAGCUGCUGUACCGCUCUUGUUUUCAGAAGCGACCUGCCAACAACAACAACAAGGCAGAGCUGUCGCUGCCUCUGCAGAAGUGGUCUCAUGGAGCAAAGGCACUCGGCGCAGCUCGGUGCAAAAAGGCAUCAAUGCGACCGGUGUGCAUACAGCACGGAUCGUCCUGCACAUUUGACACUGCACCAGAGAACUCACACUGGGGAGAAACCCUUCAAGUGCAGUGUGUGUGGGAAGGCAUUUGCACGGUCAUCUACUCUUGUAGAACACCAGAGAACACACACGGGAGAGAAACCCUUCAAGUGCAGUGUGUGUGGGAAGACGUUUGCACAUUCAUCUGCUCUUGUAGCACACCAGAGAACUCACACGGGAGAUAAACCCUUCAAGUGCAGUGUGUGUGGGAAGGUGUUUGGACAGUCAUCUGCUCUUGUAAAACACCAGAGAACACACACGGGAGAGAAACCCUUUAAGUGCACUUUGUGUGGGAAGGCGUUUUCAUAUUCAUCUGCUCUUGUAAGACACCAGAGAACACACACGGGAGAGAAACCCUUUAAGUGCACUUUGUGUGGGAAGGCGUUUUCAGAUUCAUCUGCUCUUGUAAAACACCAGAGAACCCUCAUGGGAGAGAAACCCUUCAAGUGCAGUGUGUGUGGGAAGGCGUUUUCACGUUCAUCUGAUCUUAAAAUACACCAGAGAACACACACGGGAGAAAAACCCUUCAAGUGCGGUGUGUGUGAGAAGGCGUUUACACUUUCACCAAAUCUUCAAAGACACCAGAGAACACACAAGCAUCAGAAGAUCCACCAGGAGUGGAGUCUGAAAUCAGCUUGUGAAAGUCAAAGUUCUGCAAUGAGCCCAUCCCUCAUGAAACAAGAACCGGAAGAACAUCCCAGCCUGGACACUUUCAAAGAAAUCGAGGUGAAAUAUGAAGAGGUGAAGGUGGAAUGUGAAGACGUGAUGGUAAAGAGCGAAGAAGUGAAGGUAAAAUGUGAAGAUGAAGAUUCAACUCCAAAAUCGGACUUUCACAUCGAUGGAGGCAACGUGAAGCAGGAGGAGAAUUCUGACUGUGAGGCAGAGCGAGGCAACUCCCAGCAGUUUGUGGAAGUGGAGGUGUGGGUGGACUUCCUCCGAGACAGUACAAAGUCGAAUGGAGACCCGGUAGAUGUGUAAGCCUGAAACGAUGUCGCUCCAAUAGAUGCACCUUUGUCACAGGCCUUUAAUGACAAUAAUGUGAAGUUGAACACUCAGUUCCUAGGUGCAACCUGCAGGGUAAGAGCGGCCAGUCUUUGUGGACCUGUGUGUUGGGUAGAUCUCUAACUAGGAGCGAGAGCCAAUAAGCUCCCAAGCAUUCACUAUGUUAUCAUAAUUGCAUUUAUAUGGUGCUUGCUUAAUUGCCUCGGCAAUUCGGAGUUUUGUAUCGUAUCUCUUUUCAAACACUCUAAGAGCAUCCCCAAGUAGCAGCUGCCCCUGUGUGGCACAAGGUGGUGGCCAUGCACCGGCCUGCACGUGGACAAGAGCCUGUCAGUAGGGGGCGAUGGUUGAUGUGGCAUCUCGGUUGUGGAGUUUGUAGGUAAUGUUUAGAAUUUUUUUGAUCAAUUUUGACCCAGACGCCAGCAUGCAAUGGCCUACUCGUUUUGAAUGGUGCAUUAGUAUGUUGUACAUACACUGUUAAGCAGACGGUGCGUAUUUUUUUAAUUAGCUUGUUAAUGCGAUGUAACCUAAUGCAGUAUAUUUCAGUGCAGUCAUUAAAUUUUGUUAAUAUGCCUGUCACGAAUUUAGAAUGAAUACUUGUCUGAUGGUGUGCGUACAUGUAACCUUUUGUCUACAAGGGUCAAACUUUGAAUGAGUCAUGUUAGGACACAGUGUGUGUUUUGCAAGUAACCUGUACAGAUAACUCAGGUGAGACUCAUUGUUCUUGUGAUACAGGUCAAAGGGUAUUUUUGUGUUUUCAGGAAGCAUCUCCCUCUGGAGCAACUCAUUGUCUUUAAAAUAGCGAGCACACUCGUAUCAUUCAUCAGUUACAAGGCAAACCACUUAAAAGUUACACGUAGAGGAGAUACAUUCUCAACAACACGAAUUAUAAUUUUGCAUUACGUGUUGACGUAGAUUUUGUCUAACUAGGACGAGAAAUACUCCUUACUGAUUAAUGUCUGGAUGUCCCUAACUAUCGGUUGAAACAAGCCCGGCUGCUGUUGAGACGCUGUGCACCAAUAAGGGUCCACAUGUGGCUUGCACUGAAUCAAUGACGCGCUCCCAGAAGUCUGUGCUAGUUAUAGUUUGUGUAAAACAUUCAUUUGUUUCGUGGAGAGAUCGAUAAAUGAAAGAUGUCGUGUCUGCUGAUCUGCUUCAUAGCAAGGAGGUCAUUUUAAGAGCACAUUUGGAAUGCAUUUUUGGUACAGAUUUGUAUUCGGUUACAAGGCAGAGCACAUCUAGUAGAUACAUUCUCCACAACAACACUCAUUAGAAUUUUGCAUGACGUCUUAUAUUUGUUGGCGAACUAGGACAAGAAAUGGUCCUUGCCGAUUAAUGUCUGGAUGUUGACAACCAUGGGGUUGAAGCAAGCCGGACCGCCUGCGGUGCCCCUCAACCGUUUACGGCCUUGGGCCAGGAAAGUCACGAAGAAAAUUGUCCACGAACGACGCAUCCACGCAAACACCCGAUGCUCCGUUUUGAAGUUUUAAAAUGAAACAACUUUGAAUUGUAUUAUGUUUUUGAAUUAGAUAAUUGUACUUAAUUAAAAGCUUAUAUUUUACA